Molecule: messenger RNA, 2058 nt
Organism: Durotheca rogersii
Lineage: Eukaryota; Fungi; Ascomycota; Sordariomycetes; Xylariales; Xylariaceae
Product: FAD dependent oxidoreductase-domain-containing protein
Exons: 2
Coding region: 424-2058 (544 amino acids)
Cellular component (GO): cytoplasm
Molecular function (GO): oxidoreductase activity
Source: RefSeq, a predicted model, not a curated record
GGCUAUAUUCUUUCUGGUUUCAACGCCAAGGUAGGAAGUGGCAGUAUGUGGCUUGCUUCCUAGGCGCACAUGCUAUUCGAAAAUACCGAGUGUCUGAGUAUACCGAUGAGGUAUUAACGAGGAGACUCCGGGCGGAUGUUUCCAUCGGGUCUUCCACAAGGAUAGCCCCAGGGACAGGGCUGGCGCCUCCCAUGAUGGCCUAACUUUCUCAGCGUUGUGUACCUAUACGUACGUGCUUGGUCGGGAUUGGAAGCCUCGGUUUUCGUGAUUGUUGGCCGCCGUCGUCCUCGAACUCCUGGGUACGUAGGUAACUCGUCUGCCAGCCCUGCGUAUAUAAAGGUACGUAGUGCCCGUACCUUCUUCUCCAUAACCCAGGCUCAUACACACAGAAUAACCCGUUCACAUAGACAAGCAGUUGUCGAGAUGGGUGCCGUUCAAUCUUCAACCAAGACCUUCUGGCUGGCCGUCAAGGCCUUCGGCGAGCUAAACGCGGAGUUCCGGGCGCUUCUGCGGCGCGCGAGCCAGGCGCCGGGCCUGCCGGUCCCCAACCCAUCGCCGUCGUACUGGCUCGAGGACCCGCCGUUCCCGGACCUCGUGGAUACGCUGUCGCCGGCGCUGCCCGAGGCGGCGGACAUCGUGAUCAUCGGGUCGGGGAUCACCGGCGCCGCCGUGGCGCGGACGGUGCUGCGCGAGUCGGCGCGGCGGCGCGGCAGGGCGGCGGCCUCUCCAAUACCGCGCGUCGUCGUGCUCGAGGCGCGGGCGCUGUGCUCCGGCGCGACGGGCCGCAACGGCGGCCAGAUCAAGAGCGCGCCGCACGAGGCCUUCGCCGCCUUCCGCGCGACGCUGGGCCCCGCGCGCGCCGCCGCCCUGACGCGCUUCCAGCUCGCCCACCUCCCCCUGCUGACCGACCUGUGCCGCGCCCGCGGCUGGGCCCCGGCCGAGUGCCGCGAGGUCGAGACCGUCGACCUGUACCUCUCCGACGAAGACCGCGACGCCGCGUUCGCGAGCGUCGAGGAGCUCCGCAAGUGGGUCCCCGAGAUCGAGAUCAAGACGUGGGACGGCGCCGGCGCGCAGGAGGUCAACCGGCACGUCAAGGGCGCGAUAUCCUACGUGGCGGGGGCGCUGUGGGCCUCGCGGUUCGUCAGCUGCGUGUGGGAGGAGCUGCUGGCGCGGUUUGAGAAGCACCUGUCGAUCGAGACGCACACGCCGGCGCUCGCGGUGCGGACGGCGGGCCGCGACGCGGCGUUCGCGUACGAGGUGGUGACGGGCCGCGGCGUGGUCCGGUGCGACCACGUGGUGCACGCGACGAACGCGUUCGCGCCGCAGCUCGUGGCCGGCCUGCGCGGCAAGCUGACCGGGGUCCUCGACACCAUGUCGGCGCAGCGGCCGGGCGCCGACUUCCCGGCGCUGGGCGGCGCGCGGUCGUGGACCGUCGUCUACGACGGCGCCUUCGACUACGUCACGCAGCGGCCGGCCCCGCCCGCCGCCGCGCCCGCGGGAGCCGGGUCGCCGCCGCAGGGCGACAUCAUGAUCGGCGGCGGGUUCGCGCGCGCGCGCGAGGAGUGCGCCGCCAUGGUCGGCGUGUGGGACGACGGGCGCGUCGACGCGCCGCCCGUCGCGCAGAUCAGCGGCAUCUUCCCGACGCUGUUCGCGCCGCGGUGGGGCGCGCCGGCGCCGGGGAGCCGCCGCGCGCGGCGCGCCUGGACGGGCGUCCUGGGCGUGACGGGGGACCGGCGGCCGUUCGUGGGGCGGCUCGACGCGGAGCUGACGGGGCGGUCGCCGCCGCGGGGAAGCAACCGCGACGACGCCGCCGCCGCCACCGGCGUCCGGCCCGGUGAGUGGAUCGCGGCCGGGUACUGCGGCGACGGCAUGGUCUGGGCCUGGCUCUCGGGCACCGCGCUCGGCGUCAUGCUGGCGGGCGCCGAGGACGACGACGCGCCGCCGGAGCCCGGGCGCCCCGGCGGCGCCCUCGCCGACUGGUUCCCGCGCGACCUGGAGCCGACGCCGCGGAGGCUGAGGAGGGCCGGGCUGGAAGCUCUGGCCCAUCGGUUUUUCUAA